AUGGCUAUAAGAGGAAGAAGCGUAGAAGCAAGCACCAAGCAGUGCACAACGGAUUUCGACUUUCAAGAGCAUUCUGCAAUGUUGGAUGAAAGCAAAUUUGAUGUGCAUUUGAAGUUGUGGGCACUUCGAAUCCCUAGAGAGUUCUGCAAGGUUGCAACUAAGCUUCUUAAUGGACAUAUGCUUGAUAGACCACGUAUCAAGCCCAUCACUGAAGACCCAACUAGUGAAAAAACGCGUUAUGUUAUAUUAUCUGAAAGGGUUCAAAAUCCAGAUCUGUCAGAUAUUCCAACCAAGAAUCUUGAUGAGUUAAAGAAACUAUGCAAGAUUGAAACAGUUCCAUACUCACUGACACUUGGAUAUUCAUACUGGGGUGCAGACCAUGUGCUGAAGCAGAUUCUACCUUCUGGACUUGAGGUCCCUUCAUCUUUUGAAACAAUAGUCACAUUGCUCAUCUGA
Messenger RNA from Lactuca virosa, 456 nucleotides. NCBI's taxonomy places the organism in Eukaryota, Viridiplantae, Streptophyta, Magnoliopsida, Asterales, Asteraceae. The record is from the annotation of a GenBank genome assembly.